UGAUGUUUGUUCCUCGAAGAGGAUCGUGCAGACAAACCAAAAAAAAAAAGAUUUAAUAAAUAAAUACAAUAAACAGUUGAACACACAAAACAAACAACAAACUGUACUGAAAGCGUGUGCAUAAAGUGUGCCGACAUAGAGAGAUAGAGUAUUUGGUGCCACCAAAAAUACCAAAUAUACAAGUAGAUCUAAAAAUGAUCAGGCGAUGGAGUGUUGUGAUAUUUCUUGGAGUUUUGCUCCAUAGGUCACAAGUAUCAACGAGUCCAGUUAAGUUUGAAGAUCAAACGGCUGAAGCUUCACAAGCAUCUAAUAAGGCUGUCGCACAGCAGCGCUUAGAUUUAGGACAUUUAUUUCAUCAUGAUGAUCAUCACGAACAUCAUCAUGUUCAAAUUCAACAUGUCCACGAUCCCGGUUAUUGGAAGAAGAAAGUAGUAUGGAAGGCUGGCUGGAAGAAAAUAUGGAAAACAGCAAAAAGUUAUAAAAAAAUUUGGAUCCCGCAAUGGGUGCAUACCGAACACGCGGUUGUUAGAGACAUUAAAGUUCCAGCAUGGAAACAGAUUUGGAAGCCAGUGUGGCGCGAAACUCAAGUACCUGCUUAUAAAGAUCAUGAGGUAGCUGAUUGGAAAAAAUACUACAAGCCAGUCUGGAUACCAACUAAAGUGCCUGGAUGGAAAGACAUUCAAGUACCAGAUUGGAAGAAAACAUGGAAACCAAUUUGGCGUGAAAUUCAGGUUCCGGCAUGGAAAGACAUUGAAGUACCAGCGUGGAAACAGAUUUGGGUGCCCGAAUUAGUCAAAGUUGGAAUACCAGGCGAAAAAUUCUUGGGUAAAGAUCACGAAGGCUGGGAAUACACAUCCCAUGACCUCUGGAAGAAGAAAGUUGUAUGGCGUUCACACUGGAAAAAGAUAUGGAAACCGGCUAAGAAACAAAUUUGGGUACCAAGCAAGAAAUUAGAAUGGCGCGAAGAAUGGAAGAAAGUGUGGCGCACUGAGAAGAAGCAAAUCUGGUUGGAUGACAAAAAAUUGGCAUGGAAAGAAGCUUGGCAACAAGUGUGGCGCACUGAAAAGAAAUUAAUUUGGGUUCCUAGCAAAAAAUUGGAAUGGGUUAGUGCAUGGCAACAAAUUUGGAAGAUUGCCCAUAAAGUUGAACAUAUCCCAGAUAAAAAACUAGAGUGGAAAGAAGGAUGGAAGCCAAUUGAAACAACACACGCGGCAUGGCAAAAAAUAUGGAAGCCAGUGGUAAUAAGCGAAUGGUUCCCGACCCCUGACCACCACCAUCACCACGAACAUGACGAUCACCAUCAUCAUGAGCACUGGGAUCGCAAAGAUACAGAAAACACCGAUUCAAAGGUGGUGUGGAAACGUGAACAGCCAUCGGCACAAGGACCACCAGGUGUGUCCAAAGUUCAAUCUCCGUUAGAUGCAAAAUCUAAUGCACCAGUAGGAAGCACACAGCCAAAGGUUUCUGUGAAAGCAAAUUGAGAAAAUAAACGCCAUCACUAUUAAAGAAAGAAUAGAACGAUAAUUAAAAAAAAAAACAAAACAAGAUCCGAAUGAA
Molecule: messenger RNA, 1557 nt
Organism: Contarinia nasturtii (swede midge)
Lineage: Eukaryota; Metazoa; Arthropoda; Insecta; Diptera; Cecidomyiidae
Exons: 13
Coding region: 195-1481 (428 amino acids)
Source: RefSeq, a predicted model, not a curated record